UCCCUUCUUAGCCUUUGUAAGGAUACUGAAUGAGAUGAGAUUGGGUAAAUUAUCAGAAGAAGCGAUUCGUAUAUUCAAAUCUUUGUCAAGGACACCUAAAGGCGAUACAGAUAUUGAACCCACAGAACUAUACCCACUCCGUCAAGAAGUAGAUGGAUCCAACAAGAGAAGAUUAGAUGAACUCAAGGGCAAAGUAACAGAAUUUAAAGCGAUUGACAGAGGUGAUCCACGCAAAAUUGCUUCUUGCAUUGCACCUACAGUCAUUCAGUUGAAACUCCAUGCUCAAGUUAUGCUGCUUAAAAAUAUUGACUCUGAUCUUGUGAAUGGCUCACUUGGUAUUGUGGUUGGCUUUGUAGGCAGAGGAAACUAUACAAGCAAGAAGAUGUGUGAGAAAUUAAGGACACCUCAACGUCAAAAGGAAGUCAUGAUGUUUUCUGGUCGUACAGAUACUGAACUUGAUAUGGAGGUUCCCUAUCCUAUUGUCAAGUUUGCUGAAGGACGCGAAAUGCUAUUGGAGCAUGAAUCAUGGACUGUUCAAUUACCAGGUAAGAAAAUACAAGAGAUAAUAGACUUAUACAACACACAAAGGUGGUAGAGAAGAAGCUUCGCGGUCACAAAUUCCAUUGAUGUUGGCUUGGGCUAUUUCGAUCCACAAGAGUCAAGGACAAACACUCGACCGUGUUAAGGUAGAUUUAGGUAAAGUGUUUGAAAAGGGUCAAGCUUAUGUGGCUCUUUCUCGAGCUACGAAUUUAGAAAGACUCCAAAUCUUGAAUUUCGAUCCCUCUAAAGUCAUGGCUCACCCGACUGUCACUCGUUUCUACCAAACAUUAAAGACAAUUCAUGCCUAAGAUUUUUAUUUAAAUGCUGGCUAUUUUUAAUACACG
This is a messenger RNA of Gilbertella persicaria, 884 nucleotides long. RefSeq lists its product as uncharacterized. The transcript has 2 exons. NCBI's taxonomy places the organism in Eukaryota, Fungi, Mucoromycota, Mucoromycetes, Mucorales, Choanephoraceae. Bases 35 to 595 code for a protein of 186 amino acids. The record is from RefSeq and is a predicted model, not a curated record.